Klebsormidium nitens is the source of this 12831-nucleotide messenger RNA. The record is from the annotation of a GenBank genome assembly. Lineage: Eukaryota; Viridiplantae; Streptophyta; Klebsormidiophyceae; Klebsormidiales; Klebsormidiaceae.
CAUUGUGAUUGUGAGAUGCUACGGCAAAAGAUGGUGUUGAGCGAAUGAUAAAUGAGGGGGCAGGACUUCUUUUUAUAGCUACAGGUUUCAGACCAACUGGCCUGGCAGAAAAGUUGCAGUUGGAGCUGGACAAGCUGGACAGCAUUAAAAGCCUUCCUGAGAGGGCCUGACUCAGGAGCUCGAGCGCACACUCUUCGGAGAGGACGCUGACUCAGACGUCUGAGCGAGCUCCAAUUGGCAGACGGUUGAGCUUCUCUGAAGUUCCGACAAGUACUAUUUGGUGAAAGGCAAUGGCUGAAAGUGAAACUAUCCAGAGCUUGGCGCUCCCUCAGCGUGCACACUGAAUGGUUUCUGAGGUGUUUGGACGACUCUCGUGUCAUCAGAUUGAUUCUUCAAUUUCUUAACGCUUCUCUUCCCUUUGGAUAGGUAUGCAAAGAGGGGCACACGGAUUGCGCAGUCCAUUGUCACAUCAGCUUGCUAAGAAAUUCGCUGCCCGUGCAUUUCAACGCCCUUGAUCCAAUGUACAUCGGUGACUCCUCGGGGGGUGCCACCAAAAUUUAGCAAUGGUACCACCUGCCCGAGACCCACAAGCCGCUCGGCAGGCCCAAUUGCAACAGCAGAAGAAAGGGGGUGCGCUUCAGGGAGUGCAGCCUACCCCCCCGGGAGGACAGCCCCCAGACAGCGGCGCUGCUCUUCCGCCGUCUCAGCAGAGUCAGGCCGACGGGGGGGCGAUGGAUUUGGGGGGGAGUCAGCAUGGGAACCCCCACCGGUCGGGGGCCACCCUGAUGCUGGGGAACUUUGAGGGGCACGCCAAGAAGUUCCUGGAUCCGGAGACGAACAUGCAGAUGAAGCUGACGCUUGUGACUGAGAUCCGGGACAGCAUUGAGAUCGUGCACACGUCCGAGUACCAGAACUUCCUCAAGCACUGCUUCAAGGCGCUCCAGACGGGGCUGCUCUCGCUGACGCAGCCGCAGGCAACAGACACCGUCGAGCACAAGGUGCGCAACAUCAUUCUCGAGGUGCUGAACCGCAUGCCGCACAGCGAAACGCUCAAGCCGUACGUGGUAGACCUUAUGAAGCUGAGCAUGCACGUGGCGGCUACCGACAACGAGGAGAACGCACUGAUUGCGCUGCGGAUCAUCUUCGACUUGCACAAGAACUACCGGCCGAACCUGGAGGACGAAGUGCAGCCGUUCUUGGACUUCGUGGUCAAGAUCUACCAAAACUUCAAGGAGACCGUCCUCUACUUCUUUCAAGACGGCGCCGGCCCCGACGCCCCUGGGGGGGUCCCCUCCAGCCCGCGUGGCCCCCCUCUGGGGCAGCUAAACCCCAGCGUCCGCUCCUUCAAAGUGGUCACGGAAUGCCCCCUGAUCGUGAUGUUUCUGUUCCAACUUUACCCCCGGUUCCUGGGUGUGAAUAUCCCGACGCUCCUCCCGCUUAUGGUGACCACGAUCUCGAUCCCCGGGCCGAACAACGUGCCCCCCCACCUGAAGCAGACGUUCAGCGACCUCAAGGCGGCGCAGGUCAAGACGGUGUCCUUCAUGACGUACCUGCUGCGGAGCUUCUCGGACGACAUCCGGCCGUACACGGAGAACGUGUCCAAGAGCAUCGUCAACCUGCUCGUCACGUGCCCCGACUCCAUCGCCACGCGCAAGGAGCUGCUGGUUGCGACGAGGCACGUGCUUGCGACCGACUUUCGCAAGGGCUUCUUCACGCACAUCGACAUCCUACUGGACGAGAGGGUGCUGGUGGGCACUGGGCGGUCUUGCUACGAGACGCUCCGCCCGCUGGCGUACAGUCUGUUGGCGGAGUUGAUCCACCAUGUGCGCAUCGACCUGAGCCUGCAGCAGCUGAGCCGCAUCAUCUACCUCUUCUCCAAGAACGUGCACGACCACUCGCUGCCGCUGUCGGUGCAGACGACGUGCGUGCGGCUCAUGCUGAAUCUGGUGGAGACGAUCUUCAGUCGUCGGAUGGACGAGCGCAACAAGGAGGAGGGCCGCCAACUGCUGCGGCGCAUCCUCGACUGCUUCGUCAGCAAGUUCGGGACGCUCCGGCGGGCGAUCCCCUAUCUGUUACCCCCACCGGGCAGCAAAAAAGGCGGCCCGGAGAAACCGGAAGAGGUUCUCAAAGAUAGCGACGCAGAGGGGGAGGAAAAGCCGACGCUGCGGUCGCGGCUGGAGCUGCCGGUGCAGAAGGCGGCGCUGAAUCUGAUCACACCGAUGGAGCACGCGAAAGAGCUUGCGGACUGCAAGUACCUCACCCGGACGCUGAUCCAAGGCAUGAAGACCCUUCUCUGGAGCAUCACCAACUUCAAUCGCACCGCGCAGCCGCAGCAGAUCGGUCCGGGGCCGCCGCAAAUGAACCCCAACGGGCCGAAAGGAAUGCGCGAAGACGAAGUGCGGCUGAUCGCGGGUUUGCUGAAGAGCGGCGUCUACUGCCUGGCGCUGUUCAAGGAGAAGAACGAGGAGGAGAACCUGCUGCACUUCGCGGGCGUGUUCUCAGUCAUGGCGGAGCGCAACUUCAUGGACCUGUUCAGCAUGUGCAUGCCCAGGCUCUUUGACGUGAUGGUCGACUCCAUCCAGCUGGUCACCGUCUUCGCAGCGCUCCUCCAGAACGCCCAGAUCAGCCGCACGUUCGCCGACGUCCUCGCGCACUACCUCGUGACCAACAAGCUGGACCUCCUGAAACAGCCCGACCUGCCGCAAGCGAAGCUGCUCUUACAGCUGCUCCGGCUGCUCUUUUCCGCUGUGGCCAAGUAUCCGGCGGAAUGCGAGUCCGUCAUGCGCCCCCACGUGCUCACCCUGAUGGAAACCUGCAUGAAGAACGCUACGGAGUUAGACAAACCCAUCGGUUACAUGCAGCUCCUCCGGAUCAUGUUCCGUGCACUUUCCGGCGGAAAGUUUGCGGCUCUCUACCAAGAGUUUAUCGGCACCCUGCAACCCUGUCUCAACGCGCUCCUGUCGAUGCUCGACGGUCCGAGCGGUCAGGAUAUGCGGGACCUACUCGUCGAGUUAUGCCUAACCCUGCCGGCGCGGUUAAGCGCGCUGCUACCGCACCUGCCCCGGUUAAUGAAACCGCUCGUCCUGGCGCUGAAGGGGAGCGAUGACCUCGUUGCGCUCGGGUUACGGACGCUCGAGUUUUGGGUGGAUAGUCUUAACCCGGAGUUCCUGGAGCCCAGCAUGGCGAGCGUCAUGACGGAGCUUAUUCUCACCCUGUGGGGGCACCUGCGGCCGAAGCCGUACCCGUUCGGUGCGAAAAGCCUCCAGCUGCUUGGCAAGCUGGGCGGCCGCAACCGACGCUUCCUGAAGGAGAUGCUCGAGCUGGAGUACAAGGAGAACCCGGAGCACGGCCUGCGGAUGAUCCUCACCUUUGAGACGCAAACCUCGUUCCUGGUUCCGCUCGACCGCUGCAUCCACCUUGCGCGGACCGCGGUCCAGAGUCCCCCGCCAGGGAUGGAGCUGCACUGCCGCAAGUCGGCGCUCACGUUUCUGAAGGUGUGCCUUGGGGGCGUCGCGAACCUGAACGGCAACAUCGGCGGCGAGGGGGUGGGCAUCGGUCAAUUGAGCGGCGUCCUGCUUACGCACGUGGAUCCUGCACUGAGGCGGCCGGAGAAGGAACAGCUCAAGGUGGACUUGGGCGUCAAGACGAAGACGCAGCUGCUCGCGGAGCGCACCGUCUUCAAGCAGCUCCUGAUGGCCGUCAUUGCCGCAAGCGCAGAACCCGAUCUCUCCGAUCCGGACGACGAGUUCGUCGCCAAUCUCUGCCGCCACUUCGCGAUGCUCUUCACCGCGGAGCCCCCUUCUCCUCCAGGGGGGCGGGGCGCCCCUAGGGAGAUGCCCUCUGCGGCCCCCCCGCCGGGAAAGAGGGGCGCGAAGCAGGAGGGGCUGGGGCCCGCGGCGCAGAGUAUCAUGGCGUCGGCGAAUCUGAAGGAACUAGACCCGGUACUUUUCUUGGAUGCGCUCGUGGCAGUGCUGGCGGACGAGAACCGGGAGCAGGCCAAGGCCGCCCUGCAAGGCCUGCACGUCUUCUGCGAGACGCUCCUCCUGCUGGCCAAGGUGAAGCGCAGCGGCAUCAGUCCCCAGAAGGCGUCUCUCCCGAGUACUCCCAUGAUCGUUUCUAGCCCGUCGGUCAACCCGGUUGUGUCGCCCCCGGCCACCGUCAAGAUCCCGGUGUUCGAGCACCUCAUCCCGCGGCUCCUGCACUGCUGCUACGGGGGCACGUGGCAGUCGCAGAUGGGCGGCGUGCAGGGCAUCGGCGCGCUGGUGGGCAAGGCCCCGGUGGACACGCUGUGCCAGUUCCAGGUGAAGACGGUGCGCGCGCUGCUGUACGUGCUCAAGCAGCUGCCGGUGACUGCGAACAAGGAGCAGGAGGAGACCAGCCUCGUGCUCACGCAGGUCCUCAGGGUGGUCAACCCUGCCGUUGACGCCUCCACUUCCGACGCCCAAGACAAGCAGAGCUUCCAGGGCGUCGUCGAAGUGUUAGCCGCGGAGCUCUUCAACCCGGCGGCGAGUCAGAACGUCCGGAAGAACGUCCAAACUUGCCUGGGGUUCCUGGCGAAGCGAUGGGGCACGGAAGUGUCCGAACUGUUGGAGCCGCUGCACGGGCCGCUGCUCAACAUGCUCGUCGGGCGGCCGCUGCGCGCCAAGCACGCUGAGGCGCAGGUGGGCACAGUAAUGGCGCUCAACUUCUGCCUCGCGCUGCGGCCGCCGCUGCUGAAGGUCACGCCGGAGCUGCUCAUGAUCCUGCAGGAGGCGCUGGGUAUUGCCGAGACGGACGAGCAGGCGAUGCACGGGAAGUACUUGAAUCCCAAGACGACGGCGACGCUGACGAAGCUGCGCACGGCGUGCAUCGAGCUGCUGUGCACCGCGAUGGCGUGGGCGGACCUGAAGCACGCGCAGCACACGGAGCUGCGCACGCGUAUCAUCGGCAUGUUCUUCAAGCGGCUCACCUGCCAGAACCAGGACAUCGUCGCCGUCGCCAAGGAGGGGCUGCGACAGGUUAUCCGCGACCAGAAGAUGCCGAAAGAGCUCCUCCAAACCAGCCUGCGACCAAUUCUGGUCAACUUGGCGCAUUACAAGAACCUGAACAUGCCCCUGCUCCAAGGCCUGGCCCGGUUGCUGGAGCUGCUAGCGAACUGGUUCAACGUGACACUCGGGGAGAAGCUGAUGGAGCAUCUGAAGAAGUGGCUGGAGCUGGAUAAGCUGAUCGCGACAACGGGGAAGGGGUGGAAGAACGGGGACGAGCCCAAGAUUGCCGCCGCCGUGCUCGAGCUAUUCCACCUGCUCCCGCCGGCCGCCGCCAAGUUCCUGGACCCCAUGGUUUGCUUAACCAUCCAGUUAGAGAAGGCGCUGCCGCCCACGGGGGUCUACAGCGAGCUCAACAGCCCCUACCGCCUCCCGUUAACCAAGUUCCUUAACCGCUACUCGACGGACGCAGUCGACUACUUCCUGCAGCGGCUGAACCAACCGGCCUUCUUCACAAGGUUACUGGACAUCAUCCGGUCCGAGGCGGGCGAGCCCCUGCGCAACGAGCUCGCCAAGAGCCCCGAGAAGAUCAUCGCCAAAGCUUUCCCCAACCUCCAAAUGCCCGCCUCUCCCCCGCCGGACCCCCAAAACCCGGCCGCGCCGGCGGCACCUCCCCUAAACCCCCACCAACCGCCCAAUACCCAGAUGCUAACCCAAAACCAGCACGUCAACCCUGGGCAAACCCAAAACCCUAACCCGACCCCGGGCACUCCCCCCGCAACUCCCGGAACGCCGUCGGUGGCGAUCGUGGUUCCACAGCAGUAUUUGGGGGCGCCCGGAGAGGUACAGUUUCAGGGGGUGGCUUUAGUGUCCGCUCUAGUUAAGCUGCUGCCGAACUGGCUCCACGAGAACCGGCCGAUGUUCGACGCGCUCGUACAGCUGUGGCGGUCGCCGCAGCGCGCGGGGCGGAUCCGGCAGGAGGAGAAGCUGAACGUGCCGCAAGCCAAGGAGAGCAAGCGGCUGAUCAAGUGCUUCCUCAACUUUGUGCGCCACGAGCGGUCCGAAGUGAACGUCCUGUUCGACAUGCUGUCAAUCUUCCUCACGCCGACGCGCAUCGACUACACCUUCCUCAAGGCCUUCUUCAUGAUCGAGGUUCCGGAGCAGUACACCCCCCCGGAAAAGAAGGCGGUUCUGCUCCGCUUUCUGGACCUGUUCCGGCAGAAGGCGCUGAGCCAGGAGCUGCUGGUGGUCGCGAUGCAGCUGCUGAUCCUGCCCAUGCUGACGUACGCGUUCACGCACGGCGAGGCGAAUGACGUCAUCGAGGAGGCGACGAUCGGGAUCAUUGUGGAGCACCUGCUGGACCCGCCUGCGGAGAUCAGCGAGACGUUCGAGGAGCCGCUGCGCAUCGAGCUGUUGCAAUUGGCGACGGCGCUGAUCAGCCACAUGCCGCGCGAGCUCAACCCGCACCGCAAGGAGCUCAUCAAGCACGGCUGGCAUCACCUCAAGCGCGAGGACUCCAGCUCGUCCAAGCAGUGGGCCUUCGUCAACGUCUGCCACUUCCUGCAAGCCUACCAAGCGCCCGAGAAGAUCAUCCUCCAGGUCUUCGUCGCCCUGCUUCGUACGUGCCAACCCGAAUCCCGCCAGCUCGUCAAGCAGGCGCUUGACACGCUCCUCCCGUCGCUCCCCGUCCGGCUCCCCCUCAAAGUGGGCGACUCCAAGGUGCCCAUAUGGAUCCGGUACACCAAAAAGGUCCUGGUAGAAGAGGGCCACUCCAUGGCGCACCUGACGCACAUCUUCCAGCUCCUAGUUCGCCACUCUAGUUUGUUCUACCCGAGCAGAGCCCAGUUCGUCCCUCAGAUGGUUAACAGCCUCAGUCGGUUAGGGUUACCCCAAAACACGCCCCCCGAGAGCCGCAAACUCGCGAUCGACCUCGCGGGGCUGGUGGUCCAGUGGGAGAAGCGCCGCAUGGAGGAGGCGGAGAACCCGCCGCCUCCCCCGCCGCAAAUCCCGGGCGGCGCGCAGAACCCGGAAGGGGUCCUCGACAUGGACGUGGACCACCCGGGGAGCGGCAGCAAGCGGACGUCGUCCGGCGCGGGCUUCGACGACGACGAAAAGGAUGGUGUCAAGCGGCUCAAGGGCGAGGGCGGGGCGCCGAUCGCGACACCGGUUGACGGGGGGAUCCCUCCGACGCCCGGCGCAAACGCGGGAACCCCGACCGGGCCGCCGGAGGAAGAGUUCCGGCCGAGUCCGGCGAUGGAGGAGAUGAUCAUCAGCUUCUUGACGCGGGUUUGCUUCUUGACGGAGCCGUCGAAGGACAAGGAGCACAAGGUCAUGUACACGCCUUCGUUGGACCUGUUGGGACAGUGCCUGGACCUGUGGCCAACCGCAACCGUCAAGUUCCACUACAUGGAGAAGCUGCUGUCCGCACCCAACAACCGCGGCCUGGAGGUCCCGCCCGCGCUCAACACCGGCCUGGACGUGCUCAAAGUCGUUCUCGCUAAACAGGCGCGCCAGUUCCUCAAGUCUGGCAACAUGCAGAUCCACCAGGUGCUGGACCCGUGUUUCGCGAUCCGCAACUCCGAGCUGACCGCUAAGCUGUGCUCCGUUCUGGAAAUGGUCUACCAAGCCUAUCCGACGGACACGCUCAGCCUCCCCCCCGAAGUGAAGUCCAUCCACACCAAAGUGGAAGACAUGCUGAUCAAGCAGCUAACCAACGCGUCUAACCAGCCCACUAACCCGGCCGUCGAGCUGAAAACCCUGCACACGGGGCUCACCGUCUCGCUGCAAAUCCUGAAGGUCCUCUCCCCCCUGCAAAAGUCGUUCGUGGACAAGUUCGUCCCCGCCCUAGUUCGCAUCGGGCAGCGCUUCCUGAAGCUCAUGAUCGACGGCGCGGGUUUGCCUAACCCGAAAACAAGCCACCCCCAAGACCCGCAGGCGGUGCUCCAGUAUAACCUGGUGCAGGCCGCAAAAACCGCCGGGGAAUUGCCCCCCUGGGGUAACCUGAAACUCGCGCUGAGGUUAGCGUCUUUACGGGUUUUGGGGAUCCCUCAGCAGCGAAUCGUGUUCCUGCAAAUGCUGCCCACGAUCCUCGCGGAACCGGCGGUGGAUCCCAGCGUCCGAAUGGAGGUUUUGGACGUGGUUAAGGAGUGGGUUGAGAAGCCGGACAGCAAAGCGUCCGGGAACCUGAAGCAGCCGGACGUGCUCAUGCUGAUGACGAAGUUGGCGCAAGUGGAUAAAGCGAACUUUGGGAAGGAACUGGCGGGAGAGUGGGACGGGAAGUUGCUGAAGCUUCUGCACCGGUUGUGCGCGGACGUGACGCAUCACUCACCGGGUCUACGCCAGGAGGUUUUCCAGAAGGUGGAGCGCACGUUCAUGCUCGGCCUGCGCUGCUCGGAGCCGGGCCUACGUCAGCAGUUCUUUGCGCUGUACAACGAGGCGAUCGGCAAGACGCUGUUCGCGCGCCUGUGCUACAUCAUCAGCGAGCAAGACUGGGAGGCGCUCGCGGACGUCUUCUGGCUCAAGCAGGGGCUGGACAUUCUGCUGGCGAUCCUGGUGGAGAAAGGGCCAAUCGAGGUCGCUCCCAACAGUGCAAGGGUCCCGGCGCUCAUGGUCGUGGGCUCAUUGCCCGAAAAGCCCGUCCCGGUAGACACCCCGAUGAGGGCCCCGGAGGCGGUCGAGCAAACGGACGAGAGCGCGGGCGGGGCUGAGGGCGAGAAGGAGAUGACGUUCUACGGGCUGCUAACGAAGCACGCCAAGUUCCUGAAUGACGUGGCCAAACUCCAGGUGUCGGAUCUCAUCCUUCCGCUGAGGGAGCUCGCACACUACGACUCUCAGGUUGCGUACCACAUGUGGGUCCUCAUUUUCCCCAUCGUAUGGGCGACGCUCCAACAGUCCGAACAGGUUCAACUCGCCAAGCCCAUGAUCGCGCUUCUCUCCAAACAGUACCACACGAAGCAACUAGACCGGCGGCCGAACGUGGUCCAAGCGCUCCUGGAAGGAAUCUCGCUCAGCCAACCGCAGCCCAAGUUCCCGUCGGAGCUUAUCAAGUUCCUGGGCAAGACGUAUAAUGCGUGGCACAUAGCUAUACCGCUCCUGGAGAGCCACGUGAUGCUGUUCCCGGGCGAGAGCCGCUGCUUCGACGCGCUCGGGGAGCUGUACCGGUUGUUGAAUGAAGAGGACGUGCUGUACGGGCUGUGGAAGCGGCGCGCGCUCACCGCAGAAACGAAGGCCGGCCUAUCGCUCGUCCAGCACGGCAUGUGGCAGCGCGCGCAGGAGGUCUUCUACCGCGGGAUGACGCGCUCCGCGCAGGGCGGCUUCGACGCGACCGUUUUGAAAGCCGAGAUGUGCCUCUGGGAAGAGCAGUGGAUCUCCAGCGCAAAGCGGCUCAACCAGUGGGAGCUGUUGGCGGACUUCGGACGGUCCGUAGAGAAUUACGACAUCCUGAUGGAUACGCUAUGGAAGCUGCCGGACUGGCCGGCGCUGAAAGACAACGUGCUGCCGAAAGCGCAGGUCGAGGAGACGCCGCGGCUGCGCAUGGUCCAGGCGUACGUGGCGCUCCACGAGGGCAGCAUGUCGAGCUUGCACGAGGCGGACGUGCGGUGCGCGCAGGGCAUGGAGCUGGCGCUGCAGCGGUGGUGGCAGCUGCCGGAGCUGGGCGUGCAGAACCACAUCCCGCUGCUGCAGCAGUUCCAGCAGCUCGUCGAGUUACAGGAGUCGGCCAAGGUGCUGGUAGAGAUUAACCAGUCCAGCAAGCAGCAGGCCGCGCUUCAACAGGCCCAGGCGGCAGGGCAGGCGGUCCCCCCGGCGGCGGGGCCGCAGUACGUGGAGCUCAAGGAUACGCUGGAGACGUGGCGCCUGCGCGUGCCCAACGAGUGGGACGAUCUGACGGUCUGGAACGACCUUCUCCAGUGGCGCAACCACAUGUACAAUACCAUCAUCAACGCGUUCAAGCACUUCCAGGAGACCAACCCGCAGUUACACCAGCUGGGCUUCCGGGACAAGGCCUGGAGUGUGAAUAAGCUCGCCUACGUGGCGCGCAAGCAAGGGCUCGGGGAGGUCUGUGUGAAUGUGCUCAAUAAGUUGUACGGGUUUAUGACCAUGGAGGUCCAGGAGGCGUUUGUGAAGAUCCGCGAGCAGGCGAAGGCGUACUUGGACAUGAAGGGCGAGCUGCGCACGGGGAUGAACACGAUCAACACGACCAAUCUGGAGUACUUCCCCGUGCAACACAAGGCCGAGAUCUUCCGCCUCAAGGGCGAGUUCCUCAUGCGCAUGGGCGACGGGGACAACGCUAACCAGGCUUUUUCGACGGCCAUCUCCCUUUUCAAGCACCUCCCCAAGGGCUGGGUCAGCUGGGGCAACUACUGCGACAAGGUCUACCGCGAAACCGGCGAGCAGCUCUGGCUCGAGUACGCCGUCUCGUGCUACCUCCAAGGCGUCAAAUACGGCAGCGCAGACGGGCGGAACCAUUUGGCGCGCGUUCUGUAUCUUCUGAGCUUCGACAACCAGGAAGGGACAGUCGGAAAAGCGUUCGACAAGUACGGGGAUAACAUCCCACAUUGGGUGUGGCUCUCGUGGGUGCCGCAGUUGCUGCUGGCGUUGCAACGGCCGGAGGCGCAGCACUGCAAGGCGGUGCUCAUCAAGCUCGCGUCAGUGUUUCCACAGGCCGUCUACUACUCCCUCCGCUGCUUCCUGCUCGAGCGCCGCGAGAUGGCCAACUCCGUCAAGAACACGGGCGUCCCGCAGCGCGGCGGACUGGGCUCGCACACCGGGCAGGGCUCAGACGGCAAUCUCAAUUACCAGUCGCCCGGAACACAAGGCCCCGACCAGUCUUCUCAGCCCGGACCUGGGUUAGGAAACCGGUCAGGGAGUGGCUCGGUGGUUAAGCAGGAAGACGACGGGGUUAGCGGGCACGGAGAUGCGAGUCAGGGGGCGCUCUCGGUUCAGGGGGGUGAGUCCAGCCAGGGCGGGCCGGAUGCAGCGGCCCCCCCGAAAGGGUCGCUGGCGUACGCGGCAAAGGCGGCGUUUGACCUGGCGAAGGAGGUGAUGGAGAAACUGAGAUUGGCGCACCAAAACCUUGCGACCGAGCUGGAGGUUAUGCUAACCGAGAUCGGGAGCCGGUUCGUGCCCCUCCCCGAGGAGCGCCUGCUGGCCGUAGUCCACGCGUUGCUGCACCGCUGUUACAAGUUCCCAACGGCCACCACCUCAGAAGUGCCCAAGCAUCUCAAAAACGAGCUCUCGGGUGUGUGCCGCGCGUGCUUCUCGAUGGACACGGUGAACAAGCACAACGACUUCGUGCAAGAGUACAAGCAGGAGUUCGAGAACGACCUCAACCCCGACAGCCGCAACUUCCCGGCCACGCUCGCGGAGCUCACCGAAAAGCUCAAGGCCUGGAAGACCAUCCUGCAGCGGAACGUGGAGGAGCGGCUUCCGAGCGUGAUGAAACUAGAGGAGGAGAGCCGCGCGCUGCGCGAGUUUCACGUGCUGGACGUCGAGGUGCCGGGGCAGUACCUUAACGACCAGGAGAUUGCUCCCGACCACACGGUGAAGCUGGACCGCAUCGGCGCGGACGUCCCCGUCGUGCGCCGGCACGGGACCACGCACCGCCGCCUGACGAUGAUCGGCAGCGACGGCUCGGUGAAGCAGUUUUUGGUGCAGACGUCACUCACGCUGAGCGCGCGCAGCGACGAGCGCAUGGUGCAGCUGUUCCGGGUGCUCAACCGGCUGCUGGACAAGCACAAGGAGUCGCGGCGGCGCCACCUUGCCUUCCACGCGCCCAUCAUCUGCCCCGUCUGGCCGCAGGUGCGUCUGGUGGAGGACGAGCGGUCGUUCAACACGUUCGGCGAGGUGUACGAGAUCAGCUGCGCGCGGUACGGGCGCGAGGCGGACCUGCCCAUCACGUUCUUCAAGGAGCAGCUGAACCAGGCGAUCGCGGGGACGAUGACGCAGGAGGCCAUCAUGGAGCUGCGGCUCAAGACGUACGAGAGCAUCACCAAGAACCACGUGUCCGAAAACGUCUUCUCGCAGUUCAUGUACAAAACCCUGCCCACAUGCAACCACCUGUGGACCUUCAAGAAGCAGUUCGCGGCGCAGCUCGCCCUCUCUAGUUUCAUGUCCUACAUGCUGCACAUUGGCGCGCGCUCGCCCAACAAGACGCUCUUCGCGACCAACACCGGCAAGAUCUUCCAGAACGACUUCCAUCCGACUUACAAUGACAACGGGCUGGUCGAGUGCAAGGAGCCGGUUCCGUUCCGGCUCACGCGGAACCUGCAGACGUUCUUCACGUCGUUCGGCGUCGAGGGGCUGUUCGUGGCGUCGAUGUGCGCGGCCGCCCAGGCAACCGUGGCGCCCCAGUUCUCGAUCGAGAGCCAGCUGGCCAUGUUCUUCCGGGACGAGCUGACGUCAUGGUCGUACAAGCGCGUGCCCGCGCCCCCCGCCACGGGCACGCUGCAGCUCACGACGGGCGAGCUCAAGCAGAAGGUGGGCAUGAACGUGGACCACGUGCUGGCACGUGUCAAGGCCAUCGCCCCGCAGACAUAUGCCGAGGAGGGGGAGGGGACGGAGCAAGUGCCGCUGUCGGUGCAGAGGGGCGUCACGGAGUUGGUCGCGGAGGCGUCGAUGCCGACUCACUUGUGUAUGAUGGAUCCCACGUGGCAUCCGUGGUUCUAGCCCCGGUGUGGGUUUACCGCGGAUUUACCCUGGUUAUAGAUGGUUACUGGAGUCGGAUAUGGUCGGUGAAAUUGUACUGGAACAGUUGUGAAGGUGAAAAGAAGGUCCAAAAGGAUUACAAACUUUAACUGUGCGCAUCAUUGGCUGCGCAUGCUGUGCAUCGCAGCUCUAAUUCCUGGGCAAGGGCUCUCGUUGCCAUGUC